Messenger RNA from Rotaria sp. Silwood1, 522 nucleotides. NCBI's taxonomy places the organism in Eukaryota, Metazoa, Rotifera, Eurotatoria, Philodinida, Philodinidae. The record is from the annotation of a GenBank genome assembly.
AUGGACAAAAAUGGAUCUCUCUAUGUCGUUGACUUUGCAAGAAACGAAGUGAGACGAUAUCGAAGAGGAGAAUCUCAAGGAACAGUGGUUGCAGGUGGUAAUGGAAGUGGAAAUCGUCUCGAUCAACUCUCUUACCCCGCAUUCGUAUUCUUCGAUCGAGAUCAUUCAGUCUACGUGUCAGAUUGGGACAAUCAUCGUGUGAUGAAAUGGGUGGAAGGUGCAAAAGAAGGUAUUGUCGUGGCUGGUGGUCAAGGACAUGGAAAUGGUCUUGCACAAUUGUAUAAUCCUCGAGGAGUCGUUGUCGAUCAAUUGGGCACUGUCUAUGUGGCUGAUCUAGAGAACAAUCGAAUCAUGCGCUGGCUCAAAGGAGCCACACAGGGCAAUGUCGUUAUUGGUGGAAACGGUGCAGGAGAACAAUUGAACCAGCUCAAUGGGCCCAUCGGUUUAUCAUUUGAUCGAUACAGCAAUCUCUAUGUCGUCGACCCUGGAAACAGUCGUGUUCGACGUUUUUCAAUCGAAUAG